Molecule: messenger RNA, 1723 nt
Organism: Corythoichthys intestinalis (scribbled pipefish)
Lineage: Eukaryota; Metazoa; Chordata; Actinopteri; Syngnathiformes; Syngnathidae
Gene: lim2.5
Product: lens intrinsic membrane protein 2.5
Exons: 5
Coding region: 168-689 (173 amino acids)
Cellular component (GO): plasma membrane
Molecular function (GO): structural constituent of eye lens
Source: RefSeq, a predicted model, not a curated record
AAAGGAUUUUGCCUCCAUAAACAGAAAAGCGGGAGGGAUAACUUUUUGGACUUGACCGCGGGGGUCCUCUUUUGACGUCGCGCUCGCUCUUGGUUUCAAGUCUCGGUCGCUCUUGCUGCUUGAGGAUUUAAGGACCCCGAAGAAGCCAUCCGAGGCUCACGCUCACGAUGUACAGCUUCAUGGGAGGGGGGCUGUUUUGCGCCAUCGUGGGGAACAUCUUGCUGGUGGUCUCCACGGCCACUGACUACUGGAUGCAGUACCGCCUGUCAGGCAGCUUUGCCCACCAGGGCCUGUGGCGCUACUGCAUGUCAGGAAAGUGCCACAUGCAGACGGACAGCAUUGCUUACUGGAACGCCACACGUGCUUUCAUGAUCCUCUCAGCCAUGUCCUGCUUCGCCGGCAUCAUCGCAGGGAUCCUGUCCUUCGCCCACUUCUCAGCCUUGGAGAGGUUCAACCGCUCCUUUGCUGCAGGCAUCAUGUUCUUUGUGUCAACGCUGUUCGUGCUGCUGGCUAUGGCGAUCUACACGGGGGUGACAGUCAACUUCCUGGGCAAGCGUUUUGGCGACUGGCGCUUCUCGUGGUCUUACAUUCUGGGAUGGGUGGCGCUGCUCAUGACCUUCUUUGCAGGUAUAUUCUACAUGUGUGCAUACAGGAUGCACGAGUGCAGAAGAGUGGCUGGCCCACGUUGAACGCUAGGCACGAACAGCUUGUCGGGGAGGCAAGAGAUGAGGACGAACCGUUGGAAAAUAACGAGACAACAUUAAAAAGCAAUAAAAUUGGCAUUUAACUACAUGCUAAAAUGCAUUUUGGAUCCGUCUAUUGUUGAUACGAUAUAAUUUUUCUUUUUAAACGAUGAGAUGAAAUGACAUGAGAAAUGAUAGUUAUGGAAAAACUGGUUAUGUUAAGCUGUGGUAAAAGAAAAAUAUGACUUUUUCAUCAUUAUUUGAUCGCGUCUAUAAUUGCGCGAUUAACCACGAUCACAGGUUUGGGCACAAUUAAUCGCAAGUUCUAGUGUAGUUGUGAUUAAUCAAAUGGUCUUCGCAAUUAAUCUAUGUUAAUCACAUGGUCACCUGCAAUAAAAAGCAAUUAAUCGUAAGCAGUGUUGUUAAUAACGGCGUUAGAAUAUAACGGCGUUACUAACGGCGUUAUUUUUUUCAGUAAUGAGUAAUCUAAUUAAUUACUUUUCUCAUCUUGGCAACGCCGUUACCGUUACUAAGGCGGGAAAGGCGUGCGUUAUUAUGCGUUACUAAGUUGGUUGAAUAAAAAAAGUCUGAGAGAAACGGACUCACGGAGACGAGAGAGCAGAGCAGGAGUGGGGAAGACGCCGUUGCAACCGCGAUGCUAGGUGACUCCAAUAAUACCUGACUGUAGCCAUAGCCGACAAACUACGCCCACAUGACACGGUAGAUAUCAUAUUACAGAACUAGAUGCAAAUGACAGACACAUCUGCAUUGGCAACAUGUUUUAAGUACUACAUGCGUUAGUAAACAGCCGCCAUCUUAAAGCAGUAGACCUCUCAGGAAGGCUCUGAUGUAGAGAGACUUCCUAGCGAACCUAAGUAACUUUUUUUUUUUUUUUUUUAAAUCUAAAAUGCUCCUAAAUCGGCAAAAUCUUAACUUAAAUCUAUCUUUAAAUGAUGAAACAGUUUAAAGUAGACAGAAGGGAACUAAUGCAAUAACGGGAGCAAUUUUAACAACUUUAACGGUUGAUUCACAACUUUAAA